AUGACGGCCAACUUUGACGAGUUUAUGUUUAUGGCUUUGAAGGAGUGUAGGGGUAUAGAGGACGUCUUGGAGAAGUUCUUCUCCUUUCUCCGGAAACGUACUGAUUUUUGCCACACCAUUUUAACCCCUGAACAGUUGAAGCAGUUUAAUCUUGAUAACUCAGUUAACUCUAGAGGAUUUAUGCCAAAUCAGAUGCGGGACCUGGUUAACAAGAUUAUUGAGGAUAAUAUUCUACUGUAUCGAAGAGCUAAUCAGCCUUAUUUACUCCCUUCAAGCCCUAGAAGUGAAUCCUCUCAAAAAUCUAAUUCUUCAGAUAAGCCCAAGCCUACAAAUGAUUCAACUGGAAAAUCCUAUUCUUCAGAUAAUCCCAAGCCUACAGAUGAUUCUGAAAACCUAAACUCUGAUAACCUAAACUCUGAGAAAUCUGAGUUAAAAUAUACUGUUAAUACUUGGAAUGGUGCGGUUACUGAGAAAUACGCCUGGUCUCAGACGUUCAAGGAGGUAACUGUUGAGAUUUUAUCUCCAAGGAAAAUCACCCCCAAGGACGUUUUUAUCACCAUCACUAAGGACAGUCUGACUGUAAAAAUUCAAGGCCAGGUGUUCAUUGACGGAGAGUUCUGUAAAAGUGUCAACAGCUUUGACAGUGUUUGGAGUAUUGAGGACGGGUUUAGAAUUUUGCUAAGUAUUGAGAAAUCUGAAGAGCUUUGGUGGGACUGCGUUAUCAAGGGUCACGAAACCAUCGACACGCAGGAAAUUGAGUCGGUAAAACGCCUUGAUGAAUUUUCCUCCUCUGAACAAAACGCCAUUUUAAAACUAAUCAAAGACCAUAAAGAUAAAAAUAAAUUUCAAUAACACAUUCU
This is a messenger RNA of Theileria parva strain Muguga, 860 nucleotides long. It is a transcript of the gene BOB1, whose product is annotated as Protein BOBBER 1. The record is from RefSeq and is a predicted model, not a curated record. Gene Ontology annotation, biological process: protein folding. Bases 1 to 852 code for a protein of 283 amino acids. Gene Ontology annotation, cellular component: cytoplasm. The transcript has 2 exons. Lineage: Eukaryota; Apicomplexa; Aconoidasida; Piroplasmida; Theileriidae.